Ylistrum balloti is the source of this 1941-nucleotide messenger RNA. RefSeq names its product stabilizer of axonemal microtubules 1-like. Bases 6 to 1439 code for a protein of 477 amino acids. NCBI's taxonomy places the organism in Eukaryota, Metazoa, Mollusca, Bivalvia, Pectinida, Pectinidae. The record is from RefSeq and is a predicted model, not a curated record. Gene Ontology annotation, biological process: microtubule anchoring. Gene Ontology annotation, cellular component: sperm flagellum; axonemal microtubule; cytoskeleton. The transcript has 5 exons. Gene Ontology annotation, molecular function: microtubule binding.
UGAAGAUGUUGAAGUUGGACGCUGUGUCAAGAAUUACGUUGGAAUUGCUUGUACCUGGGCAUUUGAGGCGGCAUCGUUGUCCCCAUAACAAAACCAACGUCAUCAACAAGACAAAUCAGCCAUGUAACCUGACAGAGUACACCAAUGUGUACAAACAACAUCCCAUGGUUCCUCGGGAGAGCUUCAAACCUGCCAACGAGGCCAUGAAAGGGGGACAAUUCGAGGAUGCAACAACACAGAGACAAGACUACAUCAAACACCCAAUUGAAAAGCCGUUCGUCCGUGUACCUGACCAGUACAAGAAGCCAGUUGGACUUAUGGACAACACCACCUCCUAUAAAAAAGAUUACAUCGAGAAGCGAGGCACACCUGCCAGACCAGUGAAGCUCGACGGACACAGACAAGUAUCGGGCAGAUUUGAGGGUGAACCAACAUACAAAUCUGACUACAAGAAGUGGGACAUGUCUGGUCGUGUGGGCCCAGUGUCAAAUGCUGAUGCCUGGGAGCCACCAAAUGCCAGAUUUGAGGGCCAGAGUACCAUGCAUCAUGAUUAUAUGCAGCAUGCCCAGCCCAGACGGGCCCUCAUGAAGCCAGUAGAAGCUUCACGCAUGUCUGACCAGCCCUUCUUUGACCGCACUGACUACAGAGACUCCUAUAUCAAACAUCCCAUGGAGAAACGAUUUGUCCACCCAGCAGAAGGAUACAAACCCCCGCAGGCGGCAUUCGAUGGACAGACAACCUUCAAACGAGAUUACCUAGGUCACAUUGGGGAAAAGACGCAAAGCUUUAAACCUGAAGGAGUUGCAUUCCAAUCUGGUGCUCCAUUAGAGGAUAACACUACAAACCGCAACGACUAUAAGAAAUGGCCAAUGCAACGUCCAUUUUACCAUGUUCCAGAGCAGUACCAGCCACCAAAGGGGUCAAUGGAAUCUGACACAACUCAUAACACCACCUACAGACAGUUUCCCAUCCAAAGGAGCCUAGCCAAGCGUCCAGAAUCUGCCAACAAGUCAAGGAGUGCUACAUUUGAUGGUAGCACCAGUUAUGCUAACGACUACAUCAAGUGGGACAUGGGACAGAAGAACAUGCCAAUUGUGCGUGAUGAGUACCACCCAACUAAUGCUCCAUUUGAGGGCAUGUCAACACAGAAGGCCCAUUACAUUGCCCAUCCACAGCAGCCUUUAAGAAGCUUCAAGCCGGAUAACACCGCCCUACAAAGCAAUGCCAAAUUUGAAGAUGGUACAAUGUAUCGUACCGACUACACACCCAAGAAAAUAGGUGUCUGUCCUGCAAUUUCUUUGGAUGGUCCUUCAUCAACUUUUAAAUUUACUGAAGUUGACAACAGAGGUCAUCGAGUGUAUCAGCCAGUGAUGGAGACUAUCGUCCCACUAAAUGCUGCCAGGCAAACUCCCAACAAGUUAACAAUGUCUGUUGCAUAAGACAGAAAAUUAGACAUUAGUCCAAAAUAGCAAUCUAAUCAUUAAAUUGUCUGUGAUAUGAAAAUUGGACCCCAUGUUUUGUUGUCACACCAAGUGACUGGUAUGAUAUCUUAGACACGGAGAAAAUAUGGGUCUUUCUCACUCUGGUUUCUGUCCAUCAGUCAGCUCUUAAACAGAGUACAGCAGCUGGCAUUGAAAUCAGAGUUUCUGAUUUUUAUGUCACGUUUUUAAAAAGUAUAUGAAAACUAUUACCAUGUAAUUAUAUACAACUGGUGGUAUCUUUUUCGAUAUCUUGGGAACAGGAUUUAGGCAGUCCUUUACACCUCAAGUUUGAGUGGCAGUGACCUAUAUUUUCUUGUGAUUUGUUAAAGUUUCAGCCAAUUAUUUUUGAAUUGCUGAAACUGGAUCAAAGACGAUACCAAUCCCUUUCCAGAUUUCAGGUCUGUUUUGAAAUACAAAGGGAAGUAAUUCAAAUAUCUUUUGUUAUUGAAAUAUCACACAC